AUGACAGUCAACAUAAUCUAUUUGCAGACUAUUGUCUCUCUUUUACUGUUGCAUUGGUUGUGUAAUAUCUCUCUGUGCAGGUUGGUGGAGAAAGGUGAUUUGAAUCAUGAAGUGCAGGCUUUAUUAUCAAUAAAAGCUGAUCUCUUCGAUCCUCUGAAUAGUCUUGGAGAUUGGAAACUGGCAGACAAUGGGACAGGGAGGCAUUCAGCUCACUGUAACUGGACUGGAGUGUUCUGCAACUCCAUUGGAGCUGUUGAAAAACUUGACCUUUCCCACAUGAAUCUCAGCGGUCGAGUGUCAGAUGAAAUACAACGGCUACAAAGUCUGACUUCUCUCAACUUGUGCUGUAACGAGUUCUCUUUGUCAUUGCCAAGAUCUCUUUCCAAUAUCACAUUGCUGAGGAGCAUUGAUGUGAGCCAGAAUUCGUUUGUUGGUAGCUUACCAGCAGGUUUUGGAAGAGCAGUUGGGCUAACUCUGCUAAAUGCUUCCAGCAACAACUUUUCUGGUUUCCUUCCUGAGGAUCUUGGCAAUGCAACCUCAUUGGAGACACUCGAUCUGAGAGGAAGUUUCUUCCAAGGUUCCAUUCCAAAAUCUUUCAAGAACUUGCGUAAGUUGAAAUUUCUUGGCCUUUCUGGAAAUAAUCUAACUGGCAAGAUACCGGGGGAGCUUGGGCAGAUUUCUUCAUUGGAGACCAUGAUUCUUGGGUAUAAUGAGUUUGAGGGUGAAAUCCCAGAAGAGUUUGGGAAUCUUACCAGUCUUAAGUACCUUGAUUUGGCUGUUGGCAAUCUUCGUGGUCAGUUUCCUGCAGAAUUGGGAAGGCUUAAGCUACUGGAAACAGCUUUUUUGUACAGGAACAAGAUUGAAGGAAAGAUCCCACCAGAAAUUGGGAACAUUACCUCAUUGCGCUUUCUGGAUCUAUCUGAUAACAUGUUGUCUGGAGAGAUCCCAGCUGAGAUAGCUUCAUUGAAGAAUUUACAGCUCUUGAAUCUGAUGUGUAAUCAGUUAUCAGGUCCAGUUCCUGCUGAACUUGGAGGGUUAACCCAAUUGGAAGUGCUUGACCUGUGGAACAACUCUCUUUCGGGGCCAUUGCCGAAUGAUCUUGGCAAGAAUUCCCCAUUGCAGUGGCUGGACAUUUCUUCCAACUCCUUCUCUGGUGAGAUCCCCACAAGCUUGUGCAAUGGAGGCAACCUCACCAAGCUUAUUCUCUUCAACAAUGCCUUUUCAGGUCCAAUUCCAGUUAGCUUAUCAACUUGCUUCUCCAUUGUCCGUGUUCGAAUGCAGAAUAAUCUACUCUCUGGAGCUAUUCCCAUUGGAUUUGGCAAACUUGCGAAGCUUCAAAGAUUAGAAUUGGCAAACAAUAGUCUCACAGGUGGAAUCCCAUAUGAUAUUGCUUCUUCUACAUCACUUUCUUUUAUUGACCUUUCUAGAAAUCACCUCCGGUCUUCUCUCCCUCCCACCAUUCUUUCCAUUCCUAAUCUACAAACUUUAAUUGCCUCAAACAAUAACUUAGUAGGUGAAGUUCCAGAUCAAUUUCAGGACUGUCCUUCUCUUUCUGUCCUUGAUCUCUCAUCAAACCAUUUCACUGGAGUAAUUCCAGCAAGCAUUGCCUCAUGUGAGAAACUGGUAAAUCUGAACCUCAGAAAUAAUCAGUUGACUGGAGAAAUCCCAAAAGCAGUUUCAACAAUGGCUAUGUUGGCCAUUCUUGAUCUGUCCAACAACUCCUUAACUGGUGGAAUACCUGAAAAUUUGGGCACCUCCCCAGCCUUGGAAGUGAUGAAUGUCUCCCACAACAAGCUAGAGGGUCCUGUUCCUGACAAUGGUGUGCUCAAAACAAUAAACCCAGAUGAUCUUGCAGGCAAUGCAGGUCUCUGUGGUGGAGUUCUACCUCCUUGCAACCACUAUUCACCAACUACAUUCAAGCAGAGGAGCUUGCAUAAUCACGUUGUUGCAGGAUGGCUCAUCGGUAUUUCAUCAGUUCUAGCAAUUGGACUUGCAGGUAUCACUGCACGAUCUCUCUACAAAAAGUGGCAGUCCAACGGCUGCUGGUAUGAAGACAGGUACAACACCAGCAAGGGAGAGUGGCCAUGGAGAUUAAUGGCAUUCCAAAGACUCAAUUUCACAACUUCUGACAUUCUCCCCUGCAUUAAAGAGUUGAAUGUAAUUGGAAUGGGAGCAACUGGAGUUGUUUACAAGGCUGAGAUGCCUCAGCUAAACACAGUUGUGGCUGUGAAAAAGCUAUGGAGAUCAGGUACUGACAUUGAAGCAGGAAACAGCGGUGAUUUUGUAGGGGAGGUGAAUCUCCUAGGCAAGCUAAGGCAUCGAAAUAUUGUUCGAUUAUUAGGAUUUCUUCAUAAUGAUACUAAUAUGAUGAUAGUAUAUGAAUUUAUGCACAAUGGCAAUCUCGGAGAAGCCUUGCAUGGCAAACAAGCAGGCAGAUUGCUUGUAGACUGGGUUUCAAGGUACAAUGUAGCACUUGGAGUUGCACAUGGGCUUGCUUAUCUCCACCAUGAUUGCCACCCUCCAGUAAUUCACAGAGAUAUCAAGUCAAACAAUAUACUUAUUGAUGCGAAUCUCGAGGCAAGAAUCGCUGAUUUUGGAUUGGCAAGGAUGAUGGUUAGGAAGAACGAGACUGUUUCCAUGGUAGCAGGAUCUUAUGGAUACAUAGCUCCUGAAUAUGGAUACACCUUGAAAGUAGACGAAAAGAUAGACAUCUACAGCUACGGAGUGGUCCUAUUAGAGCUUCUAACAGGGAAGCGACCUCUAGAUCCGGAGUUUGGAGAGUCUGUAGAUAUUGUUGCAUGGAUUAGAAGGAAGAUAGGAGACAACAGAGCACUAGAAGAGGCAUUAGAUCCAAGUGUAGGCAAUUGUAAACAUGUACAAGAAGAGAUGCUGCUAGUUCUUAGAAUAGCUCUUCUUUGUGCUGCAAAGCUCCCCAGAGAUAGACCGUCCAUGAGGGAUGUCAUAACCAUGCUCGGAGAGGCAAAACCUCGAAGAAAAAGCAAUAGCAACAACGAUGGACAUACAACUAACAAAGAGGUUCCAGUUUUCAGCACCUCUCCUGUUAAUGGCCUUGUGUAGGAAGAACAAAGGACGAGUUUCCUACAGGCCACUCGAAUAUUUUGUUCAAUUAUUAAUUGUGUAUGUAGAGCUGCCUUUGUCAAUGUUCUGUAAUUACUGAUACAUAUGGCUAUCUAGCAUGUUAAUGGUAUAUGACAUUGAUUUCUCCUUGCAAAUAAAAUCAUGUCAAUCUGGGGAAGGCCAGACUUUUUGGUCCAGUAUCCAUCCCUACAGACUUCAUUGACUUCAAUUUCUGGGUUCAAAUUAU
Carica papaya (papaya) is the source of this 3325-nucleotide messenger RNA. RefSeq names its product Leucine-rich repeat transmembrane protein kinase family protein. Gene Ontology annotation, biological process: protein phosphorylation. The record is from RefSeq and is a predicted model, not a curated record. NCBI's taxonomy places the organism in Eukaryota, Viridiplantae, Streptophyta, Magnoliopsida, Brassicales, Caricaceae. Gene Ontology annotation, molecular function: protein kinase activity; ATP binding; protein binding.